This is a messenger RNA of Austrofundulus limnaeus, 2683 nucleotides long. RefSeq names its product potassium inwardly rectifying channel subfamily J member 9 (gene kcnj9). Gene Ontology annotation, cellular component: plasma membrane. Gene Ontology annotation, biological process: potassium ion import across plasma membrane; regulation of monoatomic ion transmembrane transport. The record is from RefSeq and is a predicted model, not a curated record. NCBI's taxonomy places the organism in Eukaryota, Metazoa, Chordata, Actinopteri, Cyprinodontiformes, Rivulidae. Gene Ontology annotation, molecular function: G-protein activated inward rectifier potassium channel activity.
AAACCUGAACGGGAGCUGGAGCGGACUGGAUGCUCAACACCAGAAAUGGGAGCCAUCUCAAGGUUGCCAAAACCGGUUCGUGCGCGGACCAGAUUUUCGCUUUUCUCGUGGUAAAACAGCUCGCUCCGGAUCCUUUUCACCCCCAGAAGUUGCAACGCAGAGCAGGCUUCAGUGAAACAAACAAAUGAUCCAAUCAAUACCAACUGGACCGUCUAACAAAAGGAGGAUAUCCGUAACACACUAAUAUACUUCACACACACACACAGACACACAAAUAUAAAUAUAAAUAUAUAUAUAAAUAUAGGCCAUGGCGCUGGAGAACUCUGUCUUCCCCUCCCGGCCUGACUCCCUCGCUCUCCCCGUGGAGGAGAAAAAAGACGGGGAGGAAGAAGCAGAUGUGGCCUCCAAAGCCUCCACGGGCGUCUUCAACGUGUCGGAGGAGCUGGGCCACGUCGUCACCACGCAGACGACGCCCUCCCCUCCCGCCACGACCAAGGUCAACAGAUCGUUCCAGUCCAAGCUGGCUGAGCGGGAGGCCACAGCCAAUCAGCACAGGAAGAAGACCCAGGGGACGGAAAAAGAGAGGGGCCGCUUCGGGUGGGCCCGGGCUCGACGUAAGCGGCAGCGCUACGUGGAGAAGAACGGUCGUUGCAACGUGCAGCACGGCAACAUGAGGGAGACCUACCGCUACCUGACUGACAUCUUCACCACGCUGGUGGACCUGAACUGGCGCUGCUCGCUCUUCGUCUUCGUCAUGGCCUACGCCGUCACRUGGCUUUUCUUUGGCGCCAUCUGGUACCUCAUAGCCUACUGCAGGGGUGAUCUGGACCACCUGAAUGAUAAAGACUGGACACCGUGUGUCAACAAUGUCAAUGGUUUCAUUUCGGCCUUCCUCUUCUCCAUCGAGACGGAGACGACGAUCGGCUACGGACACCGCGUCAUCACCGACCAGUGCCCGGUGGGCACCAUGCUGCUGCUGCUGCAAGCUAUACUGGGAUCGAUGGUCAACGCCUUCAUGGUUGGCUGCAUGUUCGUGAAGAUCUCGCAGCCCAACAAGCGAGCCGAGACGCUGGUGUUCUCCAAACACGCCGUCAUCUCCCUGAGAGACGACAAGCUCUGCCUGAUGUUCAGGGUGGGAGACCUUCGGAGCUCCCACAUCGUGGGGGCCAACAUGAGGGCCAAACUCAUCAAAUCCAAGCAGACUCAGGAAGGCGAGUUCAUCCCUCUGGACCAAACAGACAUCAGCGUUGGCUUCGAGACCGGCGAYGACCGCCUCUUUCUGGUCUCUCCGUUGGUGAUCUCUCACGAAAUCGACACGCGCUCAGCAUUCUGGGACAUGUCGCAGGCCCAGCUGGAGAAGGAGGACUUUGAGAUCGUGGUCAUUCUAGAAGGAAUGGUGGAGGCUACAGGGAUGACGUGUCAGGCGAGGAGCUCCUACCUGGCAGAGGAGGUGUUGUGGGGUCACAGGUUCAGCCCCAUGAUGUCGCUGGCAGAGGGCUUCUUUGACGUUGACUAUGGAGCCUUUCAUCACACGUUUGAGGUGGACACGCCCUCCUGCUCGGCACGGGAGCUAGCCUUGGCCGCAGCCCGACUGGACGCUCACCUGUACUGGUCCAUCUCCAGCAGGCUGGACGAGGAGCCCACGCUGGUGGAGCAGGCGGCCAAGCAGACGGACGGCGGCUCGRCCAACAGCAAAGCGGUGGAGCCCAUCUUCACCGUCGGGGAGAUGACCGACAUCCAGGAGCAAUCAGGACUGGGCGAGCUGAACGGCAGCGUCGCCACAGACCAAUCUGAAUCCGAGGCCUAGAACAGAGAAUGUUUACAAAGACCUUCCGCACACCGCCACCACGUCACGGUUAAAGAMGUUUUUUAUUUUGACGCUGACGAGUAGUUCCAUUAGACAGCAGCUCUACAGUAAACGCCAUAUUCUUAUCUCAUAUAAACAGAUUGAUUUCCUAAUGUUCGUCUUUCUUCAUGUCUGUUACAGGUGUUCUGUUCGUGUGCUAUCUCUUUUUGAUUCGUUGUGUUUGCUCUGAUCACCGUUGCCUAUAUACUACUUUAAAAUGACGAUACUAUGCUUUUGGGUUGGACAGGAAGAAUGUUUCACAGAACGUAAUUUAUCCUCUUGGCCUGAAGGAUGACAGUUUUACAUAAAAUGUUGAGUAUAAUUAUUGUUAACAUUUAAAAUAAUGUGCAGAGAUAAAAACAAAUAAUCUCAAGCUUUUUAGAUGCCAAGAUCAAUAUCCAUCAAGGUGGGAACAGUUCCAUUUUACAGCUGAUUAGAGAUCGUUCUGCUUUUUAUUAGGUUUCAGGCUAUUAUUUGGUGCUAGUAAUAAAGUUUGGGGAACAAAAUUGUAAAUUAACUGUGGAGCCUGCCCUUUCUUACCUUCAGGAGGCACAGCCUGAUCUUAAGUUGGAGCUAUCCGAAUCCUUUUUAGAGRGAAGCUAACACUGGAGCGUUUCGUAUCAUGUACUGCAGCUGUAGAACAGUUUGUUAAGCGCUGUCCUCGGCCGUGUAUAGUCAAAAAGCACAACAAUGUCCUGCUCAGUUCAGCCCAAACUCCUGCUUCUGCUGUUGUGUAUAUAUAUAUGUGUGUGUGUGUGUGUAUGGACAUUUUUACUUGGUUUUAAUAUUUAAGAUUACACAUCAGUUAGAAUGAAUAAAGGACAAUAUAUUCCAGUG